Messenger RNA from Linum tenue, 453 nucleotides. NCBI's taxonomy places the organism in Eukaryota, Viridiplantae, Streptophyta, Magnoliopsida, Malpighiales, Linaceae. The record is from the annotation of a GenBank genome assembly.
CCGCAUCGCAGGAUUAGGAUUCUCCCUCCUUUCUCAACUCCACUCCAGUUUGCCUCUGAACAUCUGCAGAUCCAACUGUACAGGAAUAGAACCCGUAGCAUGGUCACGUGCUUCCCUUCCUCGCCCAAGAAACUGGGGAUGACGGCGGCCUUGUUUUCCGCAGCAGCCGCCAUCAUGGGUUACGCGGCGCAUCUCUCCUACGUCAAUGUCGCCCCUCAACAAGCUCGUACUAGAGCUCGGGAUGAGUUCGUUAAGGAACGAAUGAGACAGAGGCAUGGCUAUGGCAAGUGACAGAUGUUUAGCGCAAACAAGUCUUUUUUCUUCUUCUGCACCAGUGAUUCUUUCUCCGUUCUUUUUGCAAGCAGUCUACUCAUGUAUACCAUCUCUAUACACUAGCUACUUCUGCUUUCUCAGCUCUGAAUGCCACAAAUAUGUUGAACUACAAACUGUGUG